Molecule: messenger RNA, 2691 nt
Organism: Chelonus insularis
Lineage: Eukaryota; Metazoa; Arthropoda; Insecta; Hymenoptera; Braconidae
Gene: Ent3
Product: equilibrative nucleoside transporter 3
Exons: 5
Coding region: 342-2180 (612 amino acids)
Biological process (GO): nucleoside transmembrane transport
Cellular component (GO): plasma membrane
Molecular function (GO): nucleoside transmembrane transporter activity; monoamine transmembrane transporter activity
Source: RefSeq, a predicted model, not a curated record
GCAUGCGUUUUUCAGAGUGCCGUUGGCCGUGUUCGUUGUCCAUAAAAACAAUCAUAACAAACGAAUGCGUGCGCAGAAAUCAAUGCCGGCAUAUUCAAAGCAUGCGCUUCAAUAUUUUAUCAAGAAACAACGCAUUAGUGAAGGAAGUACUGAGCUUCCUCAAAUGAAUUUCGGUGCAUCUGCACCAAAAUUACAUACCUGACAAUACUCUAACAUUAAAGUUGUGAUAAAUUUAAGAAAUAUGCAUAAAGUGUUAAAUUCAAAAUUAUAAACUUGCACCCCUGAACUAUACUUGUUGAGCUUAAAUAGUACAGAAUAGAUACUUAAAAAUCCUCCUCAAUAUGGAUGAAAAUCUUAGUCGGGGUUAUGUGCAGUUGGGGAAAUUGAGAGGGAUGAAUGAGUUCAAAUUAGUAAAUGGAACUGAUCAUACUACACCACCAAAAGAUAAAUAUAAUUUAGUUUAUGCAACUUUAAUGCUCGCUGGUGUAGGAUUCUUGUUACCCUAUAACAGCUUUGUAAUUCCAGUUGAUUAUUUCCAAGAUCGUUAUCCAGGCACUACAGUUGUAUUUGAUAUGACAGUUGUUUACAUAUCUAUGGCAUUCUUUGCUGUGUGUGCUAAUAAUAUUUUAGUGGAGACAAUAUCCCUUGAUACAAGAAUAAGGUUUGGUUACGUAAUUUCAUUUAAUACACUUGCCUUCGUUGUUAUGUCCGAAAUAUGGUGGGAAAUGUUUGGAAACUCUACAUCAUAUACAAUUAAUUUAAUUGCAGUAGCAAUUGUUUCAGUAGGAUGUACAGUCCAACAGUCGAGCUUUUAUGGUUAUACUUCUAUGUUACCAAGUCGUUAUACUCAGGCAGUUAUGGCUGGAGAAAGUUUAGCUGGUUUUUGGGUAUCAAUAAAUCGAGUACUUACUAAAUCAAUAACUAGUAAUCAACGUAGCAAUACUUCUAUAUUUUUUAUUCUCUCUAUAAUAACUAUUGCCGUAUGCUCACUUCUCAAUACUCUUAUAAAAAAAACUGAUUUUGUUCAAUUUUACAUCAAACUCUGUCAAGAACGUAGUAAAAUUACACUAGAACCUACAGAAGAUAUUGGUUUGAUGGAUCCUCUAGACCAAGUGAAUGAUUCUAAGGGACAAUAUGGAGUACUGAAACUUCAAACAAGUCCUCUAGGUAUAGAUUCCUGUGAUCCAGUAACUGGAGCACAAUAUUCCGCUUUUUCUUUUAGUAAUCCAGUAUAUGAACCCAACUCUACCACUGUAAAUCAGGCUGGAGUUACUGGCCCCACUUACAAAGUUGAAGAUAUUGUAGUUAUGGGAGGUUCAUAUGGAAAUCAAAGUAAACCUUGGACUGGAAUUAAACGAGGACUGUUAGCAAGAUACGAAGUUGCAAAACUCAUUUAUCCUUAUAUGAUUAGCAUUGGUUUCGCAUAUUUUGUCACUCUUUGCCUUUAUCCUGGAAUAGUAUCUGAAAUAAAAUCUUGUAAAUUUGAAUCAUGGAUGCCAGUGAUACUGAUGGCGACAUUUAAUGGAGCUGAUUUAUUGGGAAAAAUUUUAGCAUCUAUUCCAUAUGAAUGGACACGCACACAGCUUCUAUAUUUUUCUGGUGCUAGAAUUAUUCUUAUUCCUUUAUUCCUACUUUGUGCGAUACCCAGACAUGCACCAAUACUUUCUAGUGAAGUUUAUCCGGUGCUUUUUUCUUGGCUACUUGGUUUGACUAAUGGAAUUGUCGGCAGUGUACCAAUGAUCCAAGCACCAAGUAAAGUUCCCGAAGAACAUCGAGAACUUGCUGGAAAUAUCAUGACGUUGUCAUACACAUUUGGACUUGCGCUUGGAUCAUUACUGGCUUACAUGCUAGAUGCUUGUCUCGGUGUAUCUGUAAAUGCUCAUCAGAUUUGUUUUAAUCAACUAAUUUCAGAAUUAGACGUAAGAGAAAAGCUCACAACAAUGGAAGUUUUGACAAGUACGAUAGCUAAUACCACUUCUGCGUCUAUUAUGAAAAUUAGUAAUAGAAUACCAGACAUUAGAACUACUGCUUCUUCACUAACAACUAUUUUGACUACCUCCGUCAUUGCGAAUCAAACUUUUGGACUUAUAGGGAGUAAUAUUCCUAAUGUUACUACAGAAAGUCCAAUAACUUUGUCCAAUAUCACAUCAACAAUCAGUAAUGCAAUUAUACCGCACUAAACAUGGGACUCAGUAACAACUUUUUUUAAGUAUUUUGGGAUCUACAAUUGCUUAUAUUAUUCAGUACUUUUCUGCCAUUUAUCAUGAUAAGAAGAAAAAUAUAUUUUAAUUCUAUAUGACAAUUCAAAAUAUGUUUGUAUAAAAUUUAAUCAUUCAUUGUUGAUUCCUGUGAAUCAAACAAUAUUUCUACUUUAUUUAAAACUAAACAUAUCUAUUACAUGUACACAUGAAAAAGAUCAUCGGUGAUAUAUUUAUUGAUCAAUCUUGAUUGGAUAUUUACACAGUUCAACAUAUCACUCCAUUCUAUUCCUUUAAGUUGAAUGGACUUAAAAAAAUAUUGUAGAAUCAUUUGUUAUAUCACUGUGUAUAAUUUAUAUUACAGAUUUGAUAUUUAGGAAAUAUCAUGAAGAUCAUCAAAAAUUAAAAAAAUCAUUUAGCUGUCCAAUAAACAAAAUCUUCCAAGUCAAUCUUAUUUUUACGUAAUAAUACUAACGAUGAUAAAUAAAAUAUG